Acipenser ruthenus (sterlet) is the source of this 2007-nucleotide messenger RNA. RefSeq lists its product as uncharacterized. The transcript is spliced from 4 exons. The record is from RefSeq and is a predicted model, not a curated record. The coding region runs from base 667 to 2007 and encodes 446 amino acids. Gene Ontology annotation, molecular function: nucleic acid binding; zinc ion binding. NCBI's taxonomy places the organism in Eukaryota, Metazoa, Chordata, Actinopteri, Acipenseriformes, Acipenseridae.
UCCUUCAGUUUGUUCAUGUGCUGAACUGUGCAACUAAUUGUAUUUUCAUUUUUCAAAUAAAAAUAAACUAGUGUAUCAUUGUGACAAAGAGAGAGUGAAUUCUUGUUUUAGAUCUCCCUUCCGACCGGUGACGGUGCUGGGGAGGAGGAGCAGACAUCCCCAGGAGAGGUGGAAGCCGGCCAUCUUGGAAGGGGGGCGGGUCCACGGUGCGCAACGUCAUCAACCCAGACGGGGAGCGCUGUGGCAAUCGCGCAUUGGUCAACGGCGGUUGCCCGCGCUGCCCAAUGGGAGCGGGACGGAGCGUACAAAAGGGGGCGUGGCCUGGGGUUCUGUUCCUUCUGGCAAGAGCACUAACGGGACGCUCUGGAGCGAGACGGGAGGAGCAAACCCGGAAGUGCUGCGCUGGUCCCGCCCUGUUUUACCUCAGGGGAAGGAGGAAGGACGGACGAUUGUUUUGUUCGGUUAUUUACCUUCCUCAUUGUUAAUUUGGUUCUUUUUGUAAAGUCCCCCCCCCCCCCCCGUGUUCCUUUGGUUUUGUGGUUGUCCAUUAUUAUUUCUAUUGUGGCCAAAUAAAGCCGUGCAGCAUUAUAAUUGAAAAUCGGGACUGGUCUCUUUUAUUUCCCUAUCAUCCACUCAGCUACCUGUCACACGUGGUGUCUUCGUGGGAUGGACCCCGCUGCUUUAUCGGCGAUUCUGGAGGCGCUGGACAGCCGGAGGGAGGCUGAGGAACGGAGGAGGGAGGAGCGGUACACAGCCCUCAUCGAAAGGGUUGGGAUGGGAAUGACGUCGGCGGCAACCGGCCCUGUGAUGGUGACCCCGAAGGCCCGGGCUCAGAAGAUGACGGCGGAGGAUGACCCCGAAGCCUAUCUCGUAGCCUUCGAAUGGCUGGCUACCACCGCAGCAUGGCCCCGGGAGUACUGGGCAAGCCAACUUGGCCCCUGCUUGAUGGGAGAAGCGCAAGCAGCAUACCGGGCCAUGACUGAUGAAGACGCCGGCCAGUACGAGUUAGUGAAGCAGGCUAUGCUCCGCCGCCUUAAUAUCACGGGGGAGACCCACCGAGUCCGCUUCCAGGAGUUCCAGCGACCAUCAAACACCCGGCCCAGGGUGGUGGCCCAAAGAUUGUGCGACCACAUGGCGCAAUGGCUGAACCCCAGCCAGAAAACUGGGAUCCAGAUGGGGGAAGCCAUUGUAAUGGAACAAUUUUGCCAUGUGGUCGGGGCGGAGACGCAAGCGUGGAUACGCCGGCACAAUCCCACCACUCUGGAACAGGCCGUGGCCCUGGCGGAGAAUUUUGAGGACUCCCUCGUGUCCGCCCGCACCACGUUGCUGGACUGCACCCCUCCCUCCUCUGCCAAAGGACCACCACAGAACCUCGCUCCCGGACCCCGACCCAUCAAAUCACCAGCCCCGUCGGGUCAUCCAGCCCCCUUACCAUGGAGGCAGAGGUUGGCCCCCAGCUGGGGUAGAAUGGCUCCCCCUGCCCCGCUGACAUACCAACAGCGGGACAGAUACGUACCAUCCUCACCCUCUGCCCCUCCAAUCUGUUUCAGGUGCCAGCAGUCGGGACACAUCGCGAGAUACUGCCCGGCCGCUAUGGAAUGCGAUGUGGCUGCGUGUCACCUGGCGUCUGAGACUGGUAAGAAAUGGGGAAAUGGUCGGGAGGGCCCGUGUAUUGUUGAUGUGGCGCUGGGGAAUGUGAGUACCCACGCAUUAGUGGACACAGGGUGUGAGCAAACUCUGAUUCGAACAGCUUUCCUUGGCGGUAUGUCGAAAACACGCAAGGAGAGACGGAAGGAAAAGUGGGAGGGCGCAUCGAUGAGACACGGCUGGGGACUGGCGGGGGAAGGUUCUGAUGGUCCCAAACGCCAAUCGAAGGGGGUGGGGACACAGUGUGACUGGGCGGGUGAGGUUACUGGACCCUCGAGGGCAGAGACUGCUCUAGCCCCCGUCGAUAUCCCGGAUGUUGAGAGAGGUACCUCAGAGCUCGACGGGAUUUUCCCCCUUUGA